This is a messenger RNA of Solanum verrucosum, 1766 nucleotides long. RefSeq lists its product as uncharacterized. Gene Ontology annotation, molecular function: RNA binding. Gene Ontology annotation, biological process: regulation of DNA-templated transcription; DNA alkylation repair. Lineage: Eukaryota; Viridiplantae; Streptophyta; Magnoliopsida; Solanales; Solanaceae. Gene Ontology annotation, cellular component: nucleus. Bases 30 to 1544 code for a protein of 504 amino acids. The transcript is spliced from 14 exons. The record is from RefSeq and is a predicted model, not a curated record.
CGCCACCGCCGUCGAUAGAGAUAAAACAAAUGAUAGCUUACCGGUCUUUUUUAAGCGUUGAUCUUGCUUGGAAAUUCACAAAGGUUCAUGUAGUACCGAAGCGCACACAACACUUCCAGUUGUUGCAGAGGUGUUUUUCUUCAUGCGGUUUCAAUUAUAACUCGAGGACGCAUAUUGAAGGAGGUUUACGUGUUGACAUGGACCGGAAAAAACAGAAAAUGGUUGCUAAAACAUGGAGACCUGUUUCUACUCAAUCAAGGUCUACUGAAGGUGGUUUAGGUGAUGAGAAGCAUGAUUUUGUAGGUCAAGUGCAAGAAAUUAAAUGCACCGUCUCUUCGUAUGAGUCAACAGUUCAGAAGGCAGUGCAGGUUAGUGAAGGCAUUGACCUAGAAGGACGAGCAACACCUUCUGCUGAUGAUGAAUCACUUUCAGCAGCUCAGAAGCAUUCAGUUACAGUCAAGGCAGGGGCUUCCUUGAUGCGUUUUAUCAGAGGGAAAGGAGGUGCAACACAGAGGACAAUUGAGGAGGAAAUGAAAGUAAAAAUCAUACUUCCAUUCUCGCGGAAUGAGGAUUGCCUCAUCAUAGAAGGCAGUUCUGCUGAAAGUGUGGCAAGAGCAUCAGAUAGAGUCCAAGCUGUAAUUGAUGAGACAGUUAAAAGCCGAAAUCUUGACUACUCUCACUUUGUAUCACUUCCAUUGGCCAUACAUCCUGAGCUGGUCAACAAGCUCAUCAACUUCCAGAACUCAGUUCUUGGAAUUACAGUAGUUAAUGAAGAUGAAAAUUUGGAAUGUGAUUCAAGUGGUAAAACUUCUGAUUCGGAAGGUGAGCAGAACUUGAGCGAACCACAGAUUGCAGUGGAACUCAAAACUGAAGAUUCUAAUGAUCGUGUUAAAAUGGAUAAAACCAACAUACCACUCGUGAGUUACUCGCCUAAAGUAUCUAAGUCCUCUACCUCAGAAUCAAAGGCUUCUAAACUUUUAGAUUUGGGAAUUGAGAAAUCCAUCUUUAUUAAACCAAAAACAUUCCACUUGACUGUGCUCAUGCUGAAGCUUUGGAAUAAGGACCGAAUUGAAGCUGCUGCUGAAGUUUUGCGGAGUGUCUCACCAAAAGUAAUUGAUGCUUUGGAGAGCCGACCUGUGUCUAUAAGACUGAAGGGUUUGGAGUGCAUGAAAGGUUCUCCAGCAAAAGCUCGUGUUGUAUAUGCUCCUGUGGAAGUAAUUGGUGGUGAAGACCGACUUUUACGUGCCUGUCAGGUGAUCACCAAUGCGUUCAUUGAAGCUGGUCUUGUUCUUGAAAAUGAUUUAAACCAGAAGUUAAAGUUGCAUGCCACCAUAAUGAAUGCGCGGCACAGAAAAAGCAAAAAAGGAUCAAAAAAGGUUGAUUCCUUUGAUGCACGAAAGAUUUUUGGUCAAUAUGGCUCGGAAGACUGGGGGGAGUAUCUUAUCCCCGAAGCUCAUCUUUCACAAAGGUUUGUGUUCGAUGACGAUGGCUAUUACCAUUGCUGUGCUUCCAUCCCAUUUCCUGAAGAGAUGCAACUUGAUUGAGUUGUAGAAUCUAGGUUUAUAGUUUGUUUGUUUUCUGUUAUUGGUAGUAUGUUCUUGUAGUUAGUUGUGUUGAAUCGCCAGUAUACUCUAGGCCGUUUGAUUGAAGCUGAGAGUUGUUAUUCUGUGUGUGACCAAUGUACCCUGAAAGCCACAUAUGCCUCUCUUUUUUCUUAACUCAAUAUCAUCUGUAGAAUUCAAUAAAUUCAUGUCCUGCAUUAAGCA